UACUACCUGAAACGCAGGCCUCCAAACACAACUCACCAAUGGAGAGAAGCAACAGAAUCUCCGUAGGCGUGCUACCCAUCGCAAAAGAACCAAUACUCGCCCCCGACGGCCCCAGUAAGCCGCCGCCGGCUUCGGGGAAGAAGCCCGCCGUGGGCCGCUCCAGAAAGGGCUGCAUGCGGGGCAAAGGAGGCCCGGAGAACGCCCUCUGCACCUACCGCGGCGUCCGCCAGCGGACCUGGGGGAAGUGGGUGGCAGAGAUCCGCGAGCCCAACCGGGGCGCCAGGGUCUGGCUCGGCACCUUCAACACCUCCCUAGAGGCCGCUCAGGCUUACGACGACGCUGCCCGCCGUCUCUACGGGUCCUCCGCCAAGCUCAAUCUCUCGUCCGGUGACGGCGGGGACGAUUUUUCACAGGUCCCUUCAGAUAACUAUCCCUCAGGCGGCGGCGAGUUUGUGGUGCCGGAUAAUUAUUACAGGGAAGAGAAGUCGGUGUUCGACGAAGCGAACUGCAUGUGGGAGACGCCGACGCUGCUGGAUGAGAAGCGGAGCCCGAACUGGCCGGAGAAUUUCAGCCAGUAUGAUUUCAUGAACAGAACAAAACAAUUAGCGGAUGAUUUUCAAGUCCGAUGGGCGUUGUAG
This is a messenger RNA of Sesamum indicum (sesame), 638 nucleotides long. RefSeq lists its product as uncharacterized. Gene Ontology annotation, molecular function: DNA-binding transcription factor activity; transcription cis-regulatory region binding. The record is from RefSeq and is a predicted model, not a curated record. Gene Ontology annotation, biological process: positive regulation of DNA-templated transcription; response to stress. NCBI's taxonomy places the organism in Eukaryota, Viridiplantae, Streptophyta, Magnoliopsida, Lamiales, Pedaliaceae. Gene Ontology annotation, cellular component: nucleus.